AUUAUUCUGUGUUCUUAAUCAGUGCUUACGUCCAUCCAUCCAUUUCCUACCGCUUGUCCCUUUCGGCGUCGCGGGCAGUGCUUACAUAUAUUUCGUUUAUUAGAGUGAACAUUGUUCAUAAUUCUUUGCAUCCGUAAACAUUAGUCCGCGCGCACUUCGACACUUCUCGUGCUGGCUUAGCUUGCUGGCUAGCUUAGCAUGUUAGCUGCUAACAAAAACCCAAAUGGCUAAGUAGAGAUCAAAUGUGAGUGUAAAGUGUUGUGAUUGUGUGAAAAUGUGCGAAAGAACGAUAGCAGAGUAUGAAGAGGAACUUUCUAGAACAAAAGAGGAGAAACGUCAACUACUGGACGCUGUUUACAAGAAACAUCAAGUUGUGUUACACAGAACAGACGUCCAGCAGCGCCCCCACAUUAAAGAGGAAGAGGAGGAUCCCCAGUCCCCUCACCUUAAAGAGGAAGAGGAGGAAUGUUGGAUCAUUCAGGAGGGAGAGUGUCUUCUAGGGCAGGAGGAGGAGGAUGUCAGCAAGUUUCCACUGACUGUUGUCUCUGUGAAGACUGAAGAGCAUGAAGACAAAGCACCUGAGUCCUCACAGCUUCAUCACAGUCCAAUCCAGCAGGAUCCAUCAGCAGAGGAGGCAGAUGACGAGGCCACACCCAAGGCCAAGAGGAAGAGGACCACCGCCUUCAGCGAGGAAGAGAAGGAGGAAAUCAUCGACUUCCUCCUGCAACAUGAGGUCCUCUACAGCAAACGCCUCGCCGGGUUCAAAGACGUCAGCAAGAAGGAGAAGCUGUGGGCGGCGCAGGCCGAGAAGAUGGGGAUGACGGUGGCGGACCUGAAGACCUGGUACACCAGUAUGCGCACAAUGCUCGGUCGGCUGAAGAAGAGGGCCAGGAAGAGCGCCAUGGCUGACCUGAACGCCACAGAGCAAUGGGUCUGGGACAAGUUUGGCUUCCUGCGGCCCCACAUCGAGACAGUGGAACCGAGGAACGCGGCCUUGUUUGCUACGUCAACUCAAGAAAUGGCCACUGAGGCCCCGGUGGCCAGCGCGAGCUCACCAACAGGAUCACAGGGGUCCUCGCAGCCAGGGUCACAGCAGGAGAGGAUGACCUCAGGAGAACUGAAGGACCUCCUGGUGGACUUUAUGACACGCGGCGCGUCGGGAACUGCCAGCUCCUUCUUCGGCAGAUACGUGGAAGAGAGCCUCUCCAAGCUGCCAGGGGACCUCAGAAGGGCAGCAGAGGUGAACAUUAUGCAGGAGCUUCACAGGGCCCAGACUGCGGCCGAGCAGAGGAGCACGGUACCCACGCGACCUGCCUUUGUGUACCGGCAGUCCAACCCGCAGGAGUACCAGGGGCUAGCGCAAAUUGGAAACGCUGUGCCACCUACUACACUUCAUGCCAGCUCUGACGUGCCACCAACUGCCACACCUGCAUCUCCCAUGGCGAAACAAACGGCACCAAUGGAUCAGAUAGUGCCAUUGGUACUACAAGUACUUCCAGUAUUUGAUAUCCGCCAGAUUCUCCGAGCCUCACCUGGGGGCAGGCUGAUAGUUCAGAGGCUUGAUGAGGAUGGUGUGAUCACAAUCAAGCAGAGGUAUUGCCUCGUCCGGAUUCUGGUGUCACAUGUCAUGGAGAAGUUUGGAGACAGCCCUAGCUCUCACACAAAAAACACGAUGGCUUCAUCUUUGGUCCAGACAUUCCCCUGCUUGAAAGACACAUCAGACAGUGGUCAUGAAAUAUGGUAUACCCAAGGCCGGAACUACCGUCCAGCCACUGGAUUCCUCGAAGAAAGGCUGAGGAAUAUUAGGAAGAGGAAGAGAUCAUUGAGCAGGCCAACCAGGCAAGAGGACAGCGAGCCUGAAAGGGUGUGCAUACCGGACUCUACCAUAUCCGACGAGAGAGCUGAACGGAUGAAGGAAUGGCUGAGACACAAUUCUCAGCCCCUGGGCCAGGUGUGGGCGUACAUGCAGGACACGGUCCUGUACAGGGCACGCUGGAUAAGAGUACAGAACUCUAAAAAUGUAUCGGAGAUCCUCAAAGAGUUCCCACAUCUGACUACUCAAGGCAUGAUUGCACAGGAUUUUCAGGUUUUACACGGAGAGGCGGCACCCAAACUCAGCGAAACAUGGCUGCCUGUAUACACCGAGAAGAUCCUGAGCCUGGCAAGACGUGAAGGGAAACUUGCGUUGCGUGCAGAUGAAAUGGCACUGGAUGCCAAGUGGGAACUGGCGUUCAAAGUAUUACCUGCAAUGCUUCCACCUACGGUAUAUAAAGUUGGCGGCAAAGUGUUCCGACACACGAUUGAGGAAUCCAGGUUGGCCUUCAUUGACUGUAGACCUGUCGGAACUAACAUUAUGGAGUACCUCCAGCACGCAGAGGUGUCGAGGUCAUACCCCUACGUUCUCUCUCUGGGAGACGACCGCCUGCAGUGCUCCUGUCAGUCAUUCGUUAUCCUAGCAGGUCAGGCUUUGGAGCAGAGCACACUGCUGGGGGCAGUCGACGUCUGCUUCAAGGCUUUUCAUAUCUUUGACAUCAGCUACCCCAAGCAGUGUGCCCCGGUUUGGGAAUUUCUCCAGAAAGUGGUCUAUGAAAUGGGCGGAGGUGAGUCCACGCCUGUGAACUUUCUGCACACAGCAAUACUUGCUUGCAAAUAGAGACCUUAGGAUUCGAUUGUUUUCCUUCUGCUGUCCAAAACUGUUUGGUAUUUGUGUAUUUUCACAGAGUUUGUCAUAGUUUUUGGAACACUCAUACUGGAGGUCAUGCUGUUCCAACAUACUGAAGUAAGCUAAUUUGCUGACAGUUGAUCUGUCAGUUUUGAAUUGGAUUGUUUUCAAAAUAAACCGUCAACUGUUUGUUGCACAUAUGUUGUUCUUAAAGCAGCACUAAGUAACUUUUCAAACUUCCACUUAUAUUUUCAUACCUUUUUGGAUGACACAUGGACUUUCAACCUUUACCAGUCAAAGAGCCAUUUUGACCGGUUUCACAAAUUAAAGAAAACAAUGGGAAGCCACAAAAAUCUUUUAAAAUUUAAAAUGAAAUAACACUUGUCGGAGGCAGAUAUUUACAUAUAUCCAAAUUUAAGUUGUACUUCUUCCAUUUCUUUGUCAUAUUUGAAAACAGCUCGUGUUUUCCACUUCUUCUCUUGAUGCUCUGUCAGCAAGCAAACUGUGUGUGUUAACCUUGAGUUCUUUGGAAUGUAUUAUGGCUAGGGAGACGUUGUGCUUGUGUUAUGGCUAGGGAGGGGGAAGGAAAGAGAGGUUUUUGGCGUUGGGAAGACAGACCAUUUUGGGAGGCGCGAUAGAAGGUUCUAGGGUUAGACUGGUCUCAAUCAAAAUGUAUAUUGGCAAAGCUUUGAGAAUAUACAACAAAAUACCUAUUCUGUCUCUGGUGGUUUUGUCAACUCAGCUUUAAGUGUCGGAAAGAACUUGGGAGCAAAUUGUGACUUGGAUUCCCUGGGAGGAACAACUGGUCCAAAACGCAACAAAUUAAAUUCGGAUAUAUGUAAAUAUCUGCCUCCGACACAAUGCAUACAAAGUUUUUUUUUUGCUUUGUGCUAUGUAUAAACCAAGGGUCUCAGACACGCGGCCCACACCUUAAUAUGAAAAUUGAAUGUUAGUGCGGCCCGCGAGUUUUAUAUGAAUGGCGCUUGACAGCGUCAUUCUUGUCAACCCUUCCGAUUUUCCCGGCAGACUACGAAUUUCAGGGCAACUAUUCUCUCGACCGUGCCAUGAUGGUACAGCAUUUAGCGCCCACUACAACCAGCGUGCCGGCCAUGCCACACGUUGUAUGGGGCUUCUGCUUGCUCACUGUCAUGUCUGUGUGAUCAUGUUUUUGUUUUGGUUAUGUUCGUUUUGGGUUUUGGACUUUUUGUGCACUUUUGUUUUGUCACCAUAGCAACCAUUAGUUUUCACCUGUCACGUCACGCACCUGUUUCACGUUUUGAGUCACGCACCUGCUUUCACUAAUCAUGUCCAUAAGUAUUUAAGUUCAUUCAUUUUCUGUUGUUCGUCCUGACGACCACAACACAUUUAUGCUCUGUUCAUGCCUGAUACUUCUUUUCAUGUCAAUUCCUCAAGCAACUACUUUUGUCCAAGCCAAGUAAGUUUUUGUUCCAUAUUUAUAGUCUUUUUGGUUUCAUAGUUUGUUCUCCGCCAUUGUGCGUGUUUUUUGUUUGUACUUUUUUGCUAUAGUCUUUUGGUUUUAUAGUUUAUUCUCCGCCACUGUGCGCGCUUUCAUUUAUUCCUUUUUUUUGAUAAUAAUAAAUCAUGUACCUUCAUUCCCGUCUCGCCCAUGCCAACUUUCCGUUGCAUCCCGGAAAAGCUAACACCCAGGACCAAGUCUUGACACUCACGUAAGUGACAGCAAGGCAUACUUGGUCAACAACCACACAGGUCACACUGACGGUGACGGUAUAAAAAACUUUAACACUCUUACUAAUAAUGCGCCACACUGUGAACCCACACCAGACAAGAAUGGCAAACACAUUUCGGGAGAACAUCUGCACCGUAACACAACAUAAACAUCCAUCCAUCCAUCUUCUUCCGCUUAUCCGAGGCCGGGUCGCGGGGGCAGCAGCCUAAGCAGGGAAGCCCAGACUUCCCUCUCCCCAGCCACUUCGUCCAGCUCCUCCCGGGGGAUCCCGAGGCGUUCCC
Messenger RNA from Nerophis lumbriciformis (worm pipefish), 4651 nucleotides. RefSeq lists its product as uncharacterized. NCBI's taxonomy places the organism in Eukaryota, Metazoa, Chordata, Actinopteri, Syngnathiformes, Syngnathidae. The record is from RefSeq and is a predicted model, not a curated record.